Eublepharis macularius is the source of this 7782-nucleotide messenger RNA. It is a transcript of the gene ASAP3, whose product is annotated as ArfGAP with SH3 domain, ankyrin repeat and PH domain 3. NCBI's taxonomy places the organism in Eukaryota, Metazoa, Chordata, Lepidosauria, Squamata, Eublepharidae. The record is from RefSeq and is a predicted model, not a curated record. Gene Ontology annotation, cellular component: cytoplasm; focal adhesion. Gene Ontology annotation, biological process: positive regulation of GTPase activity; cell migration. Gene Ontology annotation, molecular function: GTPase activator activity; protein binding. The coding region runs from base 175 to 3189 and encodes 1004 amino acids. The transcript has 25 exons.
GCUGCCAAGCGGUCGGCGGGAUCCCGCCGCAGAGCAGCCCCAGCCGCGGGGAUGUGCCGGGAAAGCGGGCAGGCGGGUAAGUCGGCGGCGGCCCGCGAGUCGUUGCCGGCGCUCUGAGCUGCCCUUCGGCCGCUGCGGGCCGUGGCGCGUCUCCCUCCCCGUCCCCCGCCUCGGAUGCCCGGCGCCUCUGCCCGCGGCGGUCGCUCCGGCUCUGCAGGGCAACGCGUCUGCCAACAUGCCCGAGCAGAUCAGCGUCUCGGAGUUCGUGGCGGCGACGUCGGAGGACCUCUCCUCGCCGGCCGCGGCCAGCUUCGCCUCCCAGAUGCAGAAGUGCCGGGGCGCGGUGGUGGCGCUGGAAGAGCACACGUGGAGAAUGAAGAACAAUACUCUGAAACUCUAGAAAACUUUGGGAACAACCACUUGUCUCAGAAUAAUCACGAGCUUUCCACUGGCUUCCUGAACUUAGCUGUCUUCACUAGGGAAGUGACGGCCCUCUUCAAGAACCUGGUGCAGAACUUGAACAACAUUGUCUCCUUCCCUCUGGACAGCCUGCUGAAAGGACAGUUUAAAGAGAGCCGCCUGGAUUCCAAGAAGCAGAUUGAAAAGGCCUGGAAGGAUUAUGAGGCCAAAGUAGCCAAGCUGGAGAAGGAGAAGGAGCGAGCCAAGGUCUCCGGAGUCAUUCAGGCUGAGCCGGCGGCAGCGGCGGCAGAGAUGGUGGAAGACCUGCAGAAAGAGCGCCGCACUUUCCAGCUUCAGAUGUGUGAGUACCUUCUAAAAGCCAAUGAAAGCCAAACGAAGCAAGGACCGGACUUCCUGCAGAGCCUCAUCAAGUUCUAUCAUGCGCAACACAAUUUCUUCCAGGAUGGCUGGAAGGCAUCCCAGAAUCUGUACCCAUUCAUUGAGAAGCUGGCGGCCUCCUUACAUGCACUUCACCAAGCAAAGGAAGAAGAGGUAAAGCAGCUCACACGGAUCCGAGAUUCUCUCCGAGGCAUCUUGCAGCUGGAGAACAAAGGGGAAAACCUUAACAGGAAGAAUUCAGGAAGUGGAUACAGUAUCCAUCAACACCAAGGCAAUAAGCAGUACGGGACUGAGAAGUCAGGAUUUCUGCACAAGAAAAGUGAUGGGAUUCGGAAAGUGUGGCAGAAGAGAAAAUGUGGUGUCAAGUAUGGCUAUCUCACCAUCUCACACAGCACGAUAAACCGGCCUCCUGUCAAGCUAAACCUAUUGACUUGCCAAGUGAGGCCUCAUCCUGAGGAUAAAAAGUCAUUUGACCUUGUGACACAUAACCGGACGUACCACUUCCAAGCUGAGGAUGAGCAGGACUGCCUCAUAUGGGUUUCUGUGCUCCAAAACAGCAAGGAUGAAGCUCUCAGCAAUGCUUUCAAGGUGGACCCGGGAGGCUGCAUGUCGUCAGGUGGGGGGCUGGUGGAUAGCAGCUGGCAAGAACUCACCAAGCUCGUUAUCAGUGAGGUGAAGAACAUGCCGGGAAACAGGCAGUGCUGUGACUGUGGAGCCCCAGAUCCCACUUGGCUUUCCACCAACCUCGGCAUCCUGACGUGUAUUGAGUGCUCGGGAAUCCACCGUGAGUUGGGGGUUCACUACUCCCGUAUCCAGUCCCUUACCUUAGAUGUGCUUACGACGUCGGAAUUGCUGCUGGCAAUCAGCAUUGGAAAUGCUAAGUUUAACGAAGUCAUGGAGGCCACCUUGCUGGCAAAAGGUGAUCCGAAGCCCUCCUCAAGCAGCGAUAUGAGUGCCCGGAAGGAAUUUAUCAUGGCAAAGUAUAUGGAACGCAAGUACGUUCACAAAGCUGGCAAGGAGGAGCCUUACCGCCUCUGGGAUGCGAUUCGUAGCAGGGAUCUCUUGGCGCUGCUCCAGGCCUUUGCGGAGGGUCAUGAUCUGGCCAAACCUCUUGCCAGCCCUGAAGGCCAGGAGCAAGGUGAACUGCCUCUGCAUCUGGCUGUUCGCUAUACCAGCAAGUCCUCUCUUCCACUAGUGGAUUUCAUUAUCCAGAAUGGGGGGAAUCUGGACAAACCCACUCCGGAUGGGAACACAGCCCUGCACUGUGGGGCUCAGUACAAUCAGCCCAACUGUCUCAAGCUGCUGCUGAAAGGGAAGGCCUCCGUCCAUGCAGUGAAUGCAGCGGGUGAGACUCCCCUGGAUGUUGCAAGGAAGUACAAGCACACUGAAUGUGAAGAUCUGCUGGAGCAGGCCCAGGCAGGGAAGCUGGCUUUACAGAUGCACGUGGACUAUGACUGGGAAGCCCCUCAGGAGUUCUCCUACGACAGUGAAGAUGACCUGGACGAGAAGGUGAGCCCCCUGCAGUGGUCUUUUGGGUCCUCGUCAUCCCCAACCACAGGGCAGCCUGCCCUCUUCGCUCACAACCGGCGGAGCUGCACAGGCCUGGAUAUCAGUAACAGGACCUAUGAGACCAUCCUUGUCCCCUCCCGGCCUGGUUCACACAAUUCAAACAGUGAGGGGAUCCCUCCGCCGCUACCCGUCAAAAAACCUAUCAGAACGAGUGCGAAGACAAAGCCGGGGCAGAGCUCUGUGGACUCUUCUGAACCUUUACCUCAACAAUCGGAUGUCCCAGAUGUUCGGCAUUCGUCUCUUUUUGGUGCCCCUGGCAUGCUAGAUGGUGGCACGUCCCAGCAUCGUCCUAGUUCCCGUAAUUCUGUCGAAGUCAAAGGCACAGUAUACUGGGAAACCCGCUCAGAAAUGGAAAGUGGAUCCCAACGAAGAAGAUCGGAGCCAAAUCAGAUAGCAGCGCUACAGCCUUCUCCCGGGACAUCCCCUGAUCAAGCGACCCCAGUCAAGUUCAGCUCAGAGUGCACCCGAUCCUACCGUCGCAUCAGUAGUGGCUCAAUGGGCAAAUCCUCUGGCACCCCUCUUUCUCCACAGAGCUUAGGUUGCCCAGAAGAAUUGGCAUCCUCCAAGGCUCCAACAGUGGCACAAACCCCUCCUCCGGUUCCGAUGCCAAGAAGGUUUGCUUCGGCCAAAGGACGGCUGAAGAGAGCCAUGGCUGUGGCUGACUGCAAAGGGGACAAGGCUCGAGAAUUGACUUUCUCCAAGGGGGAGGUGAUUGUGGUGACACGAGAAGAGGAUGAGCAGAGUUGGAUUGGUUUCAUUGAAGGUGAUGGGACACGAACUGGUGUCUUCCCAUCUAGCUUUGUCCACCCAUUGCAAGACUGAUGGGACUUUUGUCCUUCCUGCUUCAGCUGGAGAAGUGGACCAGUUUGCGCCACAGGGGUGUCCACUGGCCCAGUUCCCUGCCCAACCUCCUUUUGACUGCCGACUGUUCCCUGCGUGGCGCCAUGCUCAGUCAGUUCCAUGAGGAUGUCACUGCAAAGAAGUCAUUGGGCCUGCCUUCUUGCUUUUCUUCGAGCUGGACCAGGAAGCUGAUGGAGACUGUGGACCACAAAUGACCCAAGGAUGGGAGACGUCACCUCCAUCAACAUGCCUGAUGACUUGUAGCGAGGCAGUGUUGUCUUGUCUGGAGGCAGAGGCCCCACUACACAAAGCCAUAUAUCCUCCUUUGUCAGGUAUCUUGCUCAGCCUCCAAGAAAAGAAUGCCCAAUGCAGAGUGAAAUCCCAUAGCCCCUAAUGUUCAACUUGACUUUGCAGCAAUAUGUGUUUACACUAUAUAACUACAGCCAAGACGGGUGGAGUUUGCAGCAUAGAGGAGCAUUGCAAUGUGCAGGAAAAGGGUGCUGGAAGACUGGGAGACAAAGGAAUGAUUUCAAAACGGCCGUAACUUCUAUCUUCUCUAUCCCAGAUUGCUGGCUCCAGCUCCCUGUUGCCUAAUCCCAGGGGGCAUUUGUAUGUAUGCUGCAUAACCCCACGUUGUUGCAGAAGAUACCGGGCCUGCCGCUUGGUACAAGGCACUGGCUAAUCGCAUCGGACCUGGCCAUCGUUUGUAGCCCACCGCAUGUAUGUUCUAGACGGUUUUGCUCUGUGCAGCAAGAGAAGGCUGGCUGUGGUGAAGUUUGUUUGUGUGAAAGCUUGCCCACUCCUAGUCUUUUAGUUAUGGUCAAGCACUAAUAAAGUUUGGUCGGCUCUGAGAUCUUGCAGAGAACAGCCCUUAGCAUUGCUCCACUGCUGCACCUACUUCCACCCUUUGGGGUUAUGUUUCUAAAGCACUGGGAGUCAGCUAGAAAGUGUUCCCCGCAAGAGUUUGCUACAAAGGCACCUUUCCCUCACCUGAGUCAAGUUCUUAAAAACUGUCCGAGUCUGCAGAGUGGGUGUUUGAACGAGUGUCAGGAGAAAUCACCUGUGGAGGGUGCCAAUUGGCUAGCAGUCGUGAUGUCACCACACCAAAGCACCCUCUGCUGAAGUCUCCAGGGUAGUUUUGCAACUGUGUUCGAAAGUGUUGAGGUUUCUUUUUUUAAAAGGUGUACAAAUAAACACACACACCACUUAAUAAUAUGAAAAAGGCAGAUGGCUCAUCUGAAGAGAAAGGGGAGGAGCAAAGAUUAUUUUUCUGUACCAGUAUUUAUCUAGCUGGUAUGCCUGUCUGCCAUGCCAACUGCUGUUGUGGGUGAAAAAGUCUCUGACUCUUCUUUAGAUUACUGCCUCUGCCUCCCCCUUCAGAUUUGCCAGUCUGGUUUAACCUGUUUUAAACAGAAGCAAUUUCCUGAGAGCUGUUUUGUUCCCCUUUCCCAGCAUGCAAAAAGUUCAAGCCCAUCUUUGAAUAGUCAGCUUCCUUUUGAGGCAAGCCCUUAUAAGGUUGUUUGAAAGGUACCGAGGAGGGAAAAGUAGUAAUAACGGCGCAGCAGCCAGCUGAGACACUGCCGGCUUCUCAAGAGAAUCAAAGCAGACCUCCGAAGUAGCAAGGCAAAAUAGAACAUCUUUUAAAAUUUUUCUCUCCACCCAGCCCCAGCAAUUUGCACAACCAGAAGCAGAUUAUUUUCCGCAGCCGCCAUCUGAGGAGGGCGUUUCUUUCAGUGUUGUGUAUUCCAGCUGGUUGGGCAGGAGACCAGGUUUAUAAAAGCUGCCUGCUGACUUGAGAAUUGCAAGAGAACAGUCUUUCUUCCCGGAGAAGUUGGAUUUCUCCCAUCUUUGCACACAUGUGUGAUGUAAGAAAACUGGAAAUGACAGUCCUUGGUGCUGCAAGUACAGGGGGGGGGGGGGGGUUGUACUCUGCCCAGCAUGCCUAUGGAACUCAUUGACACAAAAAUGGUAAAGAUUAGAAGUUUACAGCUUUCUUUUUAAAGGAGAAAAACCUGAUCACAUACAAUACUGGUAGGAAUAGUAGUGGAGACUCGACGGAAUAAUUGUGAAAUUAAUUUUCAUGCUCAAAGUAUCUUGAAGACUAAACAGCCAGUAUCUGUAAUUGGUGCGUGACGGAAUCUGUCUUGUGAUGCUAAAUGGAGCUUUACAAACUAUUUCAAGUCUUUUCUUUAAAGACCAGAUUCUAGUCCUUAUGAAUACUGAGAAACCAGAGCAGGGAACCCUUGGGCGCACAUCCUUGAUACUGUGAGGCUCUCCUCCCUCUCUGCUUUCUACCCCUUGGCUGGCCAGCCUGAAGGUUUCCCUGGGAGGCUCCCCAUGCAUCAGCAUGAGCGAAGGAGGAGGUUGUGUCAUCUCGUUCCUCCUUUAGCCCUGGGUUUAUGGUCUCUCAGAGCUAAACUACAAGAGAUGAAUUAUGCAGGGACGCUCACAUGAAGAGUCUUGAAAUGUUAGCCGGGAAGCUGAGUUUUAAAAGAGAUCGGAAGGCUCUUGGAAGGCUCUGUCAAUUUCCCCUCUCUACAGAGCCAGCAAAGAUAGCUCCUCAGAGGGUUUAUUUAUUUCCUCUUUGCCUCCUAGAAGGGGAGGUGAAACUGACAGAGACUUCGGGAGGCAAAGAGGAAAUUAGCAAACCUUCUGAGGAGUGACCUUCCCUGGCUCAUAGAGAGGGGAAAUUGACAAAGCCUUCUGAUCAGCUUCCCGGCUAACAUUGCGACUCCCUUCACAUGCGCAUCCUUGUGUAAUUCGUCUCUUGUAGCUUAGCUCUCAGGCUACAGAGCCACAUGCAGCUUCCUCCCUGGCUUGUGCUUGGAACUUCCCUUUUUGUAGGCCUGUGCUCCCUCCCUCUACCUUAUCCCCAUCUGCCAAUCUCAUGCCUAAGGUUGCCAGCCUCCAGGUAGUGGCUGGAGAUCUCCUGGAAUUGCAACUGAUCUCCAGGCCGCUGGGCUCACUUUCCCUGGAGAAAAGGGCUGCUUUGGAGGGGGGACUCUAUGGGAUUAUACCCUGCUGAGGACCCUUCCCUCCUCAAAUUGUGCCCUCUCCAAGUACCACCCCCCAAAUCUCCAGGAAUUUCUCAACCUGGAGCUGGCAACCCUACUGCUAACAUUUUAGGUACUCUGUGACAACUCCAAACUGCAGCGCCGGAAUUCUGAGAAAAGCUCCUGGGUUCAUGUUCUAGGUAGUUUUUAAAAAUCCAGCCUCUGCAUCAAAAGCUGGCAAAUCAACCUUUUGUCAGUUGUGUAGAAAUGAUUCUAGUGGCUUGGCAUUCUGCUGACCUCUCAGAUGGUAAGGAGCACAGCUUCUGACCAUUGUAGAUCUUGCACAGAGUUUGUACACAUGCAUGCAUGAAACCCAUUGAACAAGCAAAAGCUUUAUACUGACUGAGUCAGCCAACUGGUCUCUUCAUUCCAUAUUUUGUUGCCAGUGAUAAAUUGCUGAAACCAAGGAUGUGUACAUAUUCGGCGUACAAGAGAAUCUGGAGUCUGCUACCAGAUACGUCUUCCAAAGUGUUAUAAAUUCUUCAAGGCUCUUUAAAGUCCCAGUUUCUAGUCCUUAUGAGAAAUACAGGCGAGGGCAGAACUUGAUUAGAACAUUACUCAGUCUAGCAACGUUGAUUCUGCAGCAAAUCCAGGUAACAUCCUUUCGACUGGUACUGAACCUAGGGCCUUCUUCAUACAAGGCAUGCAAUCUCCCACUGAUCCAUAGCCCCUUCCUCUGGUUUCUGAGAUUUCACUCAGUUGACUUCUGUUCAGAUCUUGCCACACCACUGGCUUUUGUGUUGUGUAACAGUUUUAUACCCUGUCCCUACAUAUCCUCUGUCAAUGGUGUUGCCAGCAGACUAGUAUCCUUCUAGGUAUCGUGAGCUCACUGACAAUCCUGACUCCACAUCAAGGAUUAUUGUAUUGCAGGCUCACACCGGUCCUAUCACCCACUCCUGUUUUUAUUUGUAGGCUUGACAGCUCAAGUGAGCUUAAAUUUUUUAACGUGUUGUAGAGGUUUACAAGUUAGCUAAUCCCUAGACGAUGAUACCUUCUCCCCAAACUCUAUUCCAGCUCCACAUUUCUCUAUCUCAAAUGAACGAGGUGUGCCAUUGUCCAUCUUCUUCCACUGCUGCGCAAGAUUGUUCCAAUUUGAGAUUUUCAAGAGCGACAUUCUAUGGAAUGUGUUUUUAAAACGUGUCACCCAUUUGAUUCUUCAAGGUGGUACUGCUAGGUAAUUUUAGACCCUGGCAGGACGGAAAUAGAGAAAGAUGAAUUGGGUCAAUGGAGCUUGUACAUCUAAAUGACAGUCUGGCUUUGUCUCCCCCGCCCCCACCUCCUCCAGGGUGAUUUACGCAUUGGACUUCCAUUCUGAAGUAUGGACUUGACAGAACCACUGGUUAUGUGGUUGUUUUCAUGGACCAAAGCAUGUCAUGUGCUGUCCCAGAGUUUGUUGCUGUAUAUAACAAAAUUGCAUCUUUAAAAAGAAAAACGAUUAGAAGGUGGUCAUGUCAACUGAAAAAAACCCAGAGAAAGUGAUGUAUUCUAAUUUCUAAUAAAAUUGAUCAUUUAAGAAUGGUGA